GAACUGACAGACUCAGUCACUGAAGAGGGAAAAGGAGUGAGAAGACAAAGCCGUCAAAGCCCCAACAGCUUUGUAUUUCUCCAGCCCGGCGCAGACCCCGGAGCUCCCGAGGCACUCCCUCCAUCUUUGGAACACGCCAGUAAUUGAUUGAUAACAGGAAGCUAUGAGGGACCCUGUGAGUAGCCAGUACAGUUCCUUUCUUUUCUGGAGGAUGCCCAUCCCAGAACUGGAUCUGUCGGAGCUGGAAGGCCUGGGUCUGUCAGAUACAGCCACCUACAAGGUCAAAGACAGCAGCGUUGGCAAAAUGAUCGGGCAAGCAACUGCAGCAGACCAGGAGAAAAACCCUGAAGGUGAUGGCCUCCUUGAGUACAGCACCUUCAACUUCUGGAGAGCUCCCAUUGCCAGCAUCCACUCCUUCGAACUGGACUUGCUCUAAGGCCAAGACUUCUCUCUCCCAUCACCUUGCCCUCAUUGUCUUCCCUCUCAAGCCCCUUCCUUUCCACUCCUUUCCCAUUUUAAUCUUGUUCUCUCCCUACUGUGUUGGUGGUGCUGAUGAAUCUGCCAGAGUUGAGUUCUAUGUAUUUAUUUAUCUAUCUGUCUACUCCAUUUCUCUCAAAAGCCCUCAAGUCACAAAGUAAAUGGUUCAAGCAAUGGAGUACUGGGUCACAGGGAUUCCUCCUUUCCCCCCCAAAUAUUAACUCCAGAAACUAGGCCUGACUGGGGACACCUGAGAGUAGUAUAGUAGUGCAAAAUGGAAGACUGAUUUUUGACUCUAUUAUAAUCAGCUUCAGAGAUUCCUUAAACCUUCCUAAUUUCCUGCUCCAGGGCAGUAAACACAAAUAUUUCUUCAAGGGGUGAUGAAAACCUCGGAAGUUUUAAUUUGAGGUUAUCUGCUACGAAACAGUAUUUCUAAAAGGCUAAAGUGAUAAGUCUCUUGCUUUUUUUUGAUCCUGCUCUUAUAUUCUUUUUUUUCCUCAGAGAAAUCAGGAGGGUAGUUAGAGGUAUAAAACAGGAGGAAAUAUUAUGGAAAAUGAAAAUAGGGAAAAUAAUUGAAUCAUUUUAGAAGUAGCUAAUUUCUUUUCUCAAAAGAGUGUCCCUUCUUCACACCUACUCACUUUACAACUUUGCUCCUAACUGUGGGUUGAAAACUCUAGCUAAAGAAAGUUAUCAAAUCUUAACAUGCAUUCCUACUAUUAUGAUAGUUUUUAAGGUUUCAAUUCAAUCUUCUGAACGGCAUAAGUCCUAUUUUAGCCUUACCUCCUGCAUUUGCAAUACGUAAUACUGAUCAGUGGGCACAGUUCUUCAGCUACAUUGAGACCCUGAAAUGAACAAUUAUAUUCUGACUCGACAUCUUGUCCCCAAUCCUUCCAAAAAUAUUGAUGGUGAUUUGUGCUACCAUUUACUCGUUUAUUUAAUAAAGACAUUCAAUCCCAGGACUGGAGUCUAAUUUUCUCUCUUCACAAGAAAAGCCACAGAAAUCUGAGAAAUUAGCCUUGCUUUCACACUUAGCUUAUACAUCUUUUUUUUCUUUUUUAUUUUUGAGACAGGGUCCCACUCUGUCACCCAGGCUGGAGUGCAGUGGCGGGGAUCACCGCUCACUGCAACCUCCACCCACCAGGGUCAAGGGAUCCUCCCACCUCAGGCUCCCAGGUAGCUGGGAUUACAGGCGCCUGCCACCAGGCCUGGUUAAUUUUUGUAUUUUUCAUAGAGACGGGGUUUCACCAUGUUGGCCAGGCUGGUCUCUAACUCCUGACCUCAGGUGAUCUGCCCGCCUUAGCCUCUCAAAGUGCUGAGAUUACAGGCGUGAGCCACUGAGCCCGGCCUCAUUUUAUCUUUCUAUAAUAAUAUUCAACUUAGAGGAAGAAUGAUUUGAGUAGCAUUUAGACAUUAGAUGGUGAACUUCGCAUUGAACAGAUAAUGAAAGGGCAAAAUCAACUUAAAAUUAGAAAAGUAGUUAGGGAGACAGGUACAACCACUCUUCUGCUUGCCCACUGACUACCAACAUUAUAUUUCAGGUAAUAAUUCUCCUAGGUGCCUAAGAAGAUAAACGAAUUCACUCAAAUAUGUUAUCUGCUUAACUUCUGGUUUUUGUGUGCCUGCUAUAGGAAAGCACUGAGCCAAACAGAAUGUAAACGGGAAUGAGACAAGACUCCAACUCUCAAAAGAGAAACUGUAAAUACCAAUAUGGAUAGGACAGAAUUGGGCAGUGUACUAUAAAUAAGGAUGACACUAUACCCUAAAUAAGGAUGAUCUAGAGAAGUCCCCAGGUGGGAGAAAAAAAGACAAAUCCUCCCUCUAGGCCAUGAAAAGCCCACAUCUAAAGACGGUCCCAGUCUAACGAAGAAUGGGGCCAGGAAGGAUAAGUAGUGCGUCCUUUUCUAUUUUUACUGAGUUUUGAAGGGCCCCUUCAGAGUCCUUCAGCCAUGGCAAUUGGUGGGUGGAGACAGGGAUCAACUGUUUGGUAAAUAAAGUGACUAAAUGGA
Homo sapiens (human) is the source of this 2483-nucleotide messenger RNA. RefSeq names its product MLLT11 transcription factor 7 cofactor (gene MLLT11). The transcript has 2 exons. Lineage: Eukaryota; Metazoa; Chordata; Mammalia; Primates; Hominidae. The record is from RefSeq and is marked reviewed. The coding region runs from base 164 to 436 and encodes 90 amino acids. Gene Ontology annotation, biological process: apoptotic signaling pathway. Gene Ontology annotation, cellular component: cytoplasm; nucleus; centrosome.